CGCCAACACAUUCGAACCAUCUUCUUCAAAAAUAUCCAACAAGUCUAGCCGGUUAACUACAUUUCACUACUAUCCUUAACAUGGCCUCUUCCAAUAAUUUUGACUUUCCUCGUUUUCCUCCACCACCAGCUCACUUCCAGCCACCACCACCUUCUCCUCCUAAUGUACGACCACCUCCACCACCCCCACUACCACCUGCACCAUCACCAAGCAACAACAGUACCACAGUCGUACUAGUUGUGUUUGUCUCGCUUGGUGGUGUUUUCUUUCUUGCAUUCCUUGCUUUUGCUCUUUGUUGCUUCAUCAAGAAAAGAAAGAAGAGGGUUCAAGAAACUGAUGUUAUUCAAGUUGAUGAACACCUGAAGGUUAAAGAAGCCAUCGUUGAAGGACCUAAUGGUCCGCAAUCUGUAGUGCUACAGAUUGAAGAUGAUGUUCAUGUUAAUGAAGUAAUCAAAAAACAAAAGGAAGAGAAUUUUGGCGAUGGUUUACAUAAUGCUAAAAACAAGUCUCUGGAGAUUGGAGCAUUGCCCUCUUCUUCUGCUUCUAGUACUCAUUCUCAGCUUCAAAACAAGGCCUGAUCAUUACUUAAUACUAUUAUUUAUUAAUUGAUUCCUUUUAAUUACAUUGUUAAUGUUGUGCCCAUUUGGAAAGAUUGUGUAAAGGCCGCUACCCGUUUGUAAAAGAAGAAAAAGAAAAAGAUUGAAAAUAAAUAAACAAAAAAUAAACAGUGACAGGCUCAAGUAUAUAUAGUUCAUUUGUGGUCAA
Molecule: messenger RNA, 765 nt
Organism: Ricinus communis (castor bean)
Lineage: Eukaryota; Viridiplantae; Streptophyta; Magnoliopsida; Malpighiales; Euphorbiaceae
Product: protein TRACHEARY ELEMENT DIFFERENTIATION-RELATED 6
Exons: 1
Coding region: 81-578 (165 amino acids)
Biological process (GO): plant-type secondary cell wall biogenesis
Source: RefSeq, a predicted model, not a curated record